This is a messenger RNA of Osmerus eperlanus (European smelt), 3922 nucleotides long. RefSeq lists its product as uncharacterized. Gene Ontology annotation, cellular component: nucleoplasm. NCBI's taxonomy places the organism in Eukaryota, Metazoa, Chordata, Actinopteri, Osmeriformes, Osmeridae. Gene Ontology annotation, molecular function: ubiquitin protein ligase activity; RNA binding. Gene Ontology annotation, biological process: protein ubiquitination; Notch signaling pathway. The transcript has 6 exons. The record is from RefSeq and is a predicted model, not a curated record. The coding region runs from base 114 to 3533 and encodes 1139 amino acids.
AGAACGUCUAAAAGCAUUUUAGUUAUUGAAUCCCAUCUUGAGUCGUGGAGCUGUAUGAGCGGUAGACUUGAAGAUGCUUCUGGUUAUACAUGUGACCCAGUUGCACCCACCAGAUGGCAGAGCAGGGCAGGACAGUGAGAGUGAGUGGCCUGCCCACCAACAUUGAGGAUGACCGGCUGAUCGACAAGUUAUUCAUCCACUUCCUGAGGACCAGCAACGGGGGAGGGGAAAUCGAAUCUGUCACUGUUGUCACACCUGGCUCUGCCCUCAUCACUUUCGAGGACUGUAAAGUGGCUCAGAGUGUGCUUCAAUAUGGCCGACACAUUUUGAAGGUGGACAAGAAAAAGUAUGAACUAAAACUAAGAGAGCAUCGCAAAGAUAUUGACCCAGCUAAGGUCAUCCUAAACAUGUCCGUUACCGUAGACUACAGCCAGCUUCCCAAGGGAAAGAUGGCGGUGACGCACAUGCUCGCUAGCCACCCUGAUGUCCAGAUCAGCUACAACCCACCAGAAGAGCUCUGCACCCUGAUGGGCCGUUACUCCGAGAUCCAGGUUGCAGUAGCCCAACUACUGGGCCUCUCCGGGGACCAGGGGACCACAGAUACCAGCUCCGCUGCCUUGAAUGGUGCCAAGGAAGGGCCUGCUUCUCCUCACACAGGCAGGACCUCUCAAACCAGGGACUCGACACAGACGAGGGCGGAGGAGCAGCCUCUGCCCGCAGGGGCUCAAGGCCUGGGCUCGUAUGAGGGUUUAGGAUCUGGAGGUUAUGGUUGGGAGGCUGUGGGCCAGACCGAGGACGGCGCUGCGGGUCUGCAGCCUGAAGCUCAAACCAUGGCGGACGAAGACUUCUCCCUCAUUAUGGAUGCAGACAUGUUCCUUUAUCUGCAGAGGCACUGUGGGGAGGAGUACCGGCACAUCCUCAGCAGUCACGGGGUGGAGGCGGUGGACGUGUCGGCUCAGGGGGUGACCACCCUGUUCUUGCAGAACGGUACCGGGACGGGGAAGCCGGGCAGGGAGCUGGAGCGACUUAGGAGGGCUCGCGGGGACCUGAGUCAGCUCUACCAGGAGAACGAGGCCAGGCUUCGAAGAGCUCAGCUGCCCAAGAGUGUUCUAUCCCCCAGGGGUGGUCUGCAGACGACCAUUGAGGCCCUUCAGGUCAGCCUGCCAAAACUCCUCCUCAGUGAGGAUGACAGAAACAUCUACAUAGUAGGAAGCGGCAGUGACGUGUCGGAGGCCAAGCAGAUCCUCCUCUUGGGCCAGAGAGAGCAAAAGUACGCAACGGAGGAUGUCGCCAGCUUGCUGAGAUCUCCUCCACCUACCUCUUAUUCCUCAAAACCAGGGAAGGAGGCGAAACCAUAUGUUCUCGCCUCAGCAGGAUUUCUGGACCCCCGGGUAGAUAAGAUGCUGAAGUCUUAUGAGGUUGAGAGGAAAGCAGAAGGUGCCAGAGGGUAUAAACUAGCAGCCAGGUUUAAGGACUUGGGGCUGGGUGGGCUGGGGGCCAAGCCAGGGGGGACGGUGGCUGCAGGGUCCUCAGGUCUUAGUACCCAACCAGGCCUUAGGCCUAUGCAGACUCACAAGCGUCUGUCUGGCAUAGAGAAACCAAGGUUAGGGGGCGAAGGAUUCUCAAGUGCAGGCACGCAAAACAUUGAAGAGGAUAUCUUAUUUAAGAAUGGCAGUCCCUUGUUUAAUUAUUCCACUACGGAAAGGAAAGCUGCCUCGAGUUCUUUUUUAAUCGGCACACGACAAGGGAGUGAUGUAGCCCCCCUCGCCACAACUCAGAGCAACUUGGCAGAGAUCGCCACAUUCCCAACCCCUGGAUCUGGUUCUAGUCUGAGGAGAACCAGUAGUUUCUCUGGACGGUCCAGGCCCAAGGCCCAGGACACAGGGCAGAGCAAGACUGCAGAGGAAGCUGGUAAGUCCAUGGCCAGGUCCAACAGCUUCAGUAACCGCACAGGGAGGGAUAGGAGAGGUGUCUACACCGCAGAGGUGACUGUUUCCACGGUGAUGUGGCGGUACAUUAAAGAGGCCUAUGCCAUUCGCCUUGAGGACAUGACCUCCGAGUUGCAGAUGGCCGAUAACCAAUCAGAAAGGAGUUGCGAAGUCACUGUUUCAUUGAAGGGCGCGGCAUCGUCCAUAGUCAAAUCUUGUGAGUUGGAGCUACAAAAGCUGGUUGCUAUGGUUACCACAGACUUCUCCGUGCAAGAGUUGCGUCUGGCUGAACUGGGCGUGUCCAACCCGCACGAUGAGACAUUGAAUGAAUGCUGUGCCGAGAUCCGGGGACGGUUCAAGAAGGUUUCUAUCCAGGUGCUGAAGGAGAGUGUCUUUCUGAUUGGCCCCAGACUCCUGUGCUCUCAGGUGAGUGCAGCUCUAAGAGAGGUGUUCUCUGGAGUGCAAGGCCCCAGGCAGGAGCUAGAGGAGCUCUGUGCCCCCUCUACCUCCAGCAUGAACCAGCCGACGCCUCUCCAGAUGAAUGGGGUUCCAAACCCCACACCAUCUCAGAAUAAUACCCUUCAGCUGAAGACAGACUACGAUAGAGUAGAGGAAGGGGAGGUAACCGGCGGCAGUCUGGAGAAGAACUUUAAGAGAAAAGAUUCUACACGGACACAGAGGAAGACUGAGACAGAGCCCAUGAAUGGAGUGGUCAGCCUCCCGUCCACCAGGAAAGACCCUGUUACAAGACAGAAAGUGAAGAGGAGAGAGACGGUGGAUACGGAUGGGAACAAGACUGACACAUUGACCAGCCAUUCAGUAAAAGGGAAGGAUAGAGGACAGGCACCAGUGAUGGGUUGUGGGCCAGCAUCCGAUUCAGUGUUUACACAAACCAGUCAAGGCAUAGAAACGCCACCAAAAGACCACAACCUUCCAUCUCAGUUGCCCCGGACGGAAGAAAGAUUGUCCAGAACGGAGAAUCAAGAGGGAUCAGGAGGAUCUAUUACACAACACAGUUCAAGAAGGUCCAGUCUGCCUGGGGCACAGGGGGGGAUGUGUGUGUGUGGUAAAAUUGGAGCCUCAUUGAAAAUGACAGAGUGCAGGUCGACCCUGUGUCCAGAGUGCCUGGCUAGCGUUCACAUCCACUGCAAGGUUUGCCCUAAAGUAAAGGAGAUACCACCUGGGAUCCAGGGCAAAAUGAGCUGCUCCGAGAUGUCCCUGUCCCUGCCCGGCCACAACAGGCACUCCACAAUGAAGAUAAGCUACUACAUUCCCGAUGGCAUUCAGGGGGAGGGUGACCCGUCCCCUGGGUCGACGUUCCGAGGGGGGCUGUUUGAGGCCUACCUGCCCCUGUGUGAACGCACUCGCAGUCUGCUGCCCCGGCUAGAGAGGGCAUUCAAGCUGGGCCUCACCUUCACCGUUACGAGCACCAAGACAGGGCCCAGGGUCACCUGGGACUGCAUCCCCCACAAGACCAGCCUGCAGGGGGGCAAGUCUGGGAACGGAUAUCCAGAUUCCAACUAUUUGACUCGUCUGUCUGAGGUGCUGGCUGCUGUUGGGAUCGAGCCGGUGCCAGCCAAGUCUCAAAAUACAAAUCAAAUAUGAUGGGGGUAAUUGAUUUUAAAAUUUUAAUUUGGGGGAGGGGGGGGGGGAUUUCUUGUCAAUGUAAACAUAUUUUAAUUUGUAUAUAUUGCAAUCUAUGCACUAUUCUUAAACAAGAUUGUUUUAUACUGUAAUGCCAAAUGCCUCAUGGUUACUGUGUUUGUUCAUGUCUAAUAGAAUAGAAACUAAUUGUCUCCUAGUUUUCCGUUAUUUGUCCUGGCAGCUAUUAUAGAUUUCUUUAUCAGAUUUGAUUAACGAUCUUGUGCUCUCACAACCAUCAUUCCACUGGCACCGAUGUACAACUGCACAACACAUACCCUGGAAACGCCACUGCAGGCGUUUCCAAUGUUAAUCAACACAGAUUAUACAAAAUAAAAGAAACCACUCUGAUA